AUGGCCAGUCAGCCCACUAUCCGUCUUGCGACGCCUGAGGCCGGAACCUCGCAAUUUGCUCCUGCUGACUCCGAUGGCUCCCAUGCAGACGUCCCGUUCAUCCUCCAGUUCAUCCGCGAACUCGCCGACUACGAAAAAGCCCUUCACGAAGUUGAAGCCACCGAAGAAUCUCUCCUCGCCACCCUCUCGUUUCCCAAUGACACACCCAAGCGCGGCUCCGUCUACACGGCGCUCGUGAUCCCCCCACCCUCCGCCGAGAACCCCUCCCCCGUCCCCGUCGGUAUGGCUCUCUAUUUCUACAACUACUCCACCUGGCGCUCGGCACCGGGCAUCUACCUGGAGGACCUGUACGUCCAGCCCGCUGCGCGGGGUAACGGCUACGGUCUCAAGCUGCUCAAAUUCUUGGCUAGGCAGGUGUUGGAGAUCAACGGUCGUCGAUUGGAGUGGAGCGUACUCACGUGGAACACCCCGAGCAUUGAAUUUUACAAGCAGGUUGGGGCAAAGGCGAUGGAUGAGUGGUUGAAGAUGAUGGUUGACGGACCCGCGUUGGAAAAAUUGGCGGAGGGCGCUUGA
Penicillium oxalicum is the source of this 573-nucleotide messenger RNA. RefSeq names its product GNAT family N-acetyltransferase. The record is from RefSeq and is a predicted model, not a curated record. Lineage: Eukaryota; Fungi; Ascomycota; Eurotiomycetes; Eurotiales; Aspergillaceae. Bases 1 to 573 code for a protein of 190 amino acids. Gene Ontology annotation, molecular function: N-acetyltransferase activity. The transcript has 2 exons. Gene Ontology annotation, biological process: protein acetylation.